Diaporthe amygdali is the source of this 624-nucleotide messenger RNA. RefSeq lists its product as uncharacterized. Lineage: Eukaryota; Fungi; Ascomycota; Sordariomycetes; Diaporthales; Diaporthaceae. The record is from RefSeq and is a predicted model, not a curated record. The transcript has 5 exons. Bases 1 to 624 code for a protein of 207 amino acids.
AUGGCAGCAACUUUUCCAAAACGAUAUAGGUCCGAGGAGAAUAUGACUAAGAGCGAGGGUGUCCUAUCAGUGGAACAGUGGAGGGCUCUUGUCGAACAGAGGCCAGAGCUGGUUAUCACUGGCUCGGGACCGUCCAGAGUGUUGGGUUUCGACAAAGUAUACACGCUAUCAAAUGGAAGCUCUGUCUACAGCAACCACAUGAAAGAAUGCGAGUUUGGGAAGAGGCUUAUUCGUCGGUCUAUCGAGGAGGAGGGCACGUCAGCGUCGCGUUCUGAGAGACGCAGGGCCGACCUUGGGGCCGCCUUGUAUCGCGACCGGAGUCGGGAGCCUGCUGCCGGCGGCCUGGCCUAUCGACGGCGGACGCGCUCCAUGCCGCGGUCACAAUGGAAUUCAGACCAGCCCUCUGAUUGGGAGAUGACUACAGCCGAGUACUCGUGUGGCCACUGGCAUGGCCAGGCCGCCGUCUGGUGCCCUACAUACACGCGGACCCACCGCCGCUGCCCGCCUCAAUUCACUCAUUACGAGUACCGCAGCUGGGAAGUCUGCUCCCACUGCAAGCCACCUACCUAUACGCUCUGGGAGCACUUGAUCAAGCGCAGGAAGCCGCCUGCCAAUAUGGUGUAA